AUGUUGGAUCUUGUUGUUCAAGAGCAUUUCCUAAGCUUUAUUGGAAAUCCUGGCAUUCAGAAAUGUGGAUUAAAAAUACUUUCUUCUGUAGUGGAGUGUUCUGGUGCACUACAAAUGUUAUCCCAACAAGGAGCCGCAGACACUGUACUUCACACACUACAGAUGUAUCCAGAUGAUCAAGAAAUACAGUGCUUAGGUUUGAGUCUUCUAGGAUCUUUGAUUACAAGAAAGAGUUUGUGUAUCGCAUCUAUGCAUGUGCUGGCAACAGUUCUGGUUUCUACUUUACGACGAUUUAAGGAGGUCGUUGAAAUACAGAUACACGGAUUUCACAUGAUCUUGACAAUCAUUGACUUGUCACCUUGUUUUGCAAAGCUGCUGAUAUAUGAAUCAUUUGACACAGUCAUUUUUUAUCAAAUGUCCAUGUGUUUCACUGAACAAAGAGACCAGCAGUUUCAAAGCUUGUGCUGUAAAUGCUUCGCUAAAAUAGCCAACAAUGAUGAUUUAAAAAACGUGAUGCUGGAGAAAGCAUGUGCUGAGUACAAUAGCAUUAUGGCUGAAUGUUUACUUUUACUGGGAGCUGAUGUUAAUAAGAACACAAAGACGAGCUCUUUAAUCUAUCAGGUUUGUGAGAAAGGAAGCAAUCCUAAGCUGGUGGAACUGCUAUUAAGUAGUGGUGCUCGAGAGCAGGAUGUUCGGAGUGCUUUAACAGUCAGCAUAAAGAAAGGAGAUAGCCAGAUCAUCAGCUUGCUCUUAAGGAAGCUUAGCCUGGAUGUAGCCAACAGCAGUAUAUGUCUUGGAGGAUUUUGUAUGGGGAGAAUUGAACCUUCCUGGCUCAGCCCUUUGUUCCCAAAUAAACUUACUCCUAUAAGAAAACAAACAAAUGCAGGUUCUGCAUUGGCAAGAAUGGUGCUCAGAUACCAAAUGAAGAGUUUUUCAGAAGACCGAUCAAGAUCCAGUUCUGAUGUAACUUUCUCUGAAGAUGUACUGGAUAAAAGUGAUGAUUGGAUAUUCAUGCCUGAGCCAUUAGUAGACAGUGUUUUUCGCUUGAGUGAUGACAUCGAUAGUGAAGGGAGUGAAGGUUCAUUUCUGAUGAAAAAGAAAUCCAACUCCAUUGCAGUUACUGAUCUGUACAAAGAUACAACCUUACAAACAUAUUCUCCUACUUUGCCAAGGCAUUCCAAUUCUCUGGGACCUGGUUCAGAUCAUGAACCAUUAGUGAAGCAAAGAAGAAGAUUAUUGUCUUCAGAUGAAUCUCACAAAGGGAUCUCAAAAUUCCAACCGCAUUUAAAACGAUCAGACAGUUUGUCUUCAUUGGUCUCUGAGAAAGACUAUAUUAAGUCAUUAGAUCUUUCAUCAAAUGAGCUGGAGAAUAUAGAUGCCAUCAAAGGGAUCUCAAAAUUCCAAUCGUAUUUAAAACGAUCAGACAGUUUGUCUUCAUUGGUCUCUGAGAAAGACUAUAUUAAGUCAUUAGAUCUUUCAUCAAAUGAGCUGGAGAAUAUAGAUGCCAUCAGUCAGAACUGCUGCUUAACUGGUCACUUGGAACAUCUUGAGAAAUUGGAGCUGCACCAAAAUGCACUCAGAAGCAUUCCAGAACAACUGUGUGAAACUUUGAAAUGUUUGACUUACUUGGAUUUGCACAGUAACCGGUUUGCAUCUUUUCCUACUUAUUUACUGAAAAUGAAUUAUAUUGCAAACCUUGAUAUCUCGCGGAAUGACAUUGGCCCUUCCUUAGCUUUGGAUCCACAUACCAAAUGCCCAACUCUGAAGCAGCUUAAUCUAUCAUACAAUCAACUGUCGUGCAUUCCUAAAUUUCUUGCGGAUAUUGCAGAAAACCUAGAACAGCUAAUGCUAGAAGGAAACAAAAUCUCAGGUAUAUGUUCACCCAUAUGCUUGAAGGAACUGAAAGUUUUAAACAUUAGUAAGAACAGUAUUUCAUCCUUGGCUGUUAAUUUUCUCAAGGAGUGCACAAAAUUGGAGCUAUUUAGUGCCAGGAUGAAUUUACUUGAUACCAUACCUAACUUGCCAUCUAGCAUAACAAAUUUAAAAUUAUCUCAAAAUCAUUUUGUCAGUAUUCCAGAAGCGAUUCUUCUUCUUCCACAUUUGCGAUCAGUAGAUUUAAGCAACAAUAAAAUCAUAAACCUGCCUGGACCUGUGCACUGGAAAUCCUUAAACUUAAGGGAGCUCUUGUUUAACUGCAAUCAGAUAGACAUUUUGGACUUGAAUGAAAAAGCAUAUGCAUGGUCCAGGCUAGAAAAGCUACACCUGUCCCGUAACAAGUUAAAGGAGAUUCCUCCUCAAAUUGGCUUCCUUGAAAACUUGACAUCUCUGGAUGUAAGUUAUAAUCCUGGCUUGAGCUCCUUUCCAGAUGAAAUGGGAAAGUUGUCCAAAGUCUGGGAUCUUCCUUUGGAUGGGCUUCAUCUUAAUUUAGAUUUCAAACAUGUUGGAUGCAAAGCCAGAGACAUUAUAAGGUUUCUUCAGCAGCGGCUAAAGAAGGCUGUCCCUUAUAAUAGAAUGAAACUCAUGAUUGUGGGAAAUACUGGCAGUGGUAAAACUACACUGUUACAGCAGCUAAUGAAAUGCAAACGGUCAGAUUUGGGGACACAGAAUCCUACAAUAGGCAUAGAUGUAAAGGACUGGUCAGUUCCCGUGAAAGGCAAAGUGAAGAAAUUGAUAUUAAAUGUCUGGGAUUUUGCAGGACAAGAGGAGUUCUACAGCACUCAUCCACAUUUUAUGACUCAGAGAGCCUUGUAUCUUGCUGUUUAUGAUCUCAGCAAAGGACAAGCAGAAGUGGAUGCUAUGAAGCCAUGGCUGUUUAAUAUCAAGGCUCGAGCUUCCUCAUCCCCCGUGAUUCUUGUUGGCACUCAUUUAGAUGCCUCUGGUGAGAAGCAACGUAAGGCCUGCCUGAGUAAAAUUACCAGAGAGCUGUCGAAUAAGAGGGGCUUCCCAGCAAUCAAAGAUUCUCAUUUUGUAAAUGCUACAGAAGAAUCUGAUGCUAUGAUCAAACUUCGGAAAACCAUAAUAAAGGAGAGUCUGAAUUUCAAGAUCAGAGACCAGCCAGUAGUAGGACAGCUAAUCCCAGACAGCUAUCUGGAACUUGAGAAGAUAAUUUUAUUCAAACGUGAAAAUGUUCCAACUGAAUUUCCUGUGAUUGACCAUAAGCAAUUAUUAGAACUGGUGCAAGAAAGUCAGUUACAGUUGGAUGAAAAUGAACUUCCUCAUGCAGUUCACUUUCUGAAUGAAUCAGAUGAUGCUGUUGUUUCAGUGGGAGAUUCGGCUCCUCCAGAAGAACACAGGACCCCUCAAGACCUCCUGAAAAUAGUGAUCUUGAUGCUUGACAUCCAGCCAGAAGAGAUUUUGACAGUGAAGGUGGAAGGUUUUCCUAAAUACCCUAAAGGAAUUAUAAAGCGUUCAGAUGUGGAAAAAUUCCUUUUAAAGAAGAGCAGAUUCCCUAAGAUCUACAUGUCACAAUACUUUAAGCUUCUGGAAAAGUUCCAAAUUGCAUUGCCAUUAGGAGAAGAUCAACUACUUGUUCCAAGCAGUUUGUCUGAUCACAGACCUGUUAUAGAGCUUCCCCACUGUGAAAACUCAGAAAUCAUCAUUAGGCUGUAUGAGAUGCCGUACUUUCCCAUGGGGUUCUGGUCCAGACUGAUCAAUAGGCUGCUUGAAGUAUCUCCUUACAUGCUCUCAGGAAGAGGUUGUGUCCUUUUGGGGCAAGUUGUGGAUCACAUUGAUUCUCUUGUGGAAGAAUGGUUUCCAGGUUUACUGGAUAUAGAUGUAUGUGGUGAAGGGGAAACACUGUUGAAGAAAUGGGCUUUGUGUAGCUUUGAGGAUGGCAAAGAACACCAAAAAAUAUUACUUGAUGAUUUACUUAAAAAACUGAAGAAGAAAAACUUUGGUAUCUCAGUUAGCUUAAUGCUGUAUGGUGAUCUCUUAGUAAAUCCAGAUCAACCAAGAUUUACCAUUCCAAUAGCCCAGAUUGCUCCUGACCUGAUAUUGGCUGAUUUGCCUAGAAAUAUCAUGUUGAACAAUGAUGAAUUGGAAUUUGACAAGGCUCCUGAAUUUCUGUUGGGUGACGGUGGGUUUGGAUCUGUGUACCGCGCAUCAUAUGGUGGAGAAGAAGUAGCUGUAAAGAUUUUUAAUAAACAUACUUCCCUCAGACUCUUAAGACAAGAGCUUGCAGUGCUUUGUCAUCUCCAUCACCCUAGCUUAGUGUCUUUGCUGGCUGCUGCAGUCCGUCCCCGGAUGUUGGUAAUGGAAUUAGCCCCUAAGGGUUCUCUGGAUCGUUUGCUUCAGCAAGAUAGUUCAAGCUUAACUAAAACACUUCAGCACAGGAUAGCUCUACAUGUAGCAGAUGGCUUAAGGUAUCUGCAUUCCUCAAUGAUCAUUUAUCGAGAUUUAAAGCCUCAUAAUGUGCUGCUCUUUACGUUAUAUCCCAAUUCAGCAGUCAUUGCAAAGAUUGCUGAUUAUGGUAUUGCUCAGUAUUGCUGCAGAAUGGGGAUAAAAACCUCAGAAGGCACACCAGGAUUUCGAGCACCAGAGGUUGCCAGAGGAAAUGUUAUUUACAAUCAGCAAGCUGAUGUGUAUUCAUUUGGCUUGCUUCUUUAUGACAUUUUAACAGCAGGAGGUAGAAUAAUAGAAGGCAUGAAGUUUCCAAAUGAAUUUGAUGAAUUAGCAAUUCAUGGAAAAUUACCAGAUCCUGUCAAAGAAUAUGGGUGUGCCCCCUGGCCUGAAGUUGAAAGUUUAAUCAGCAAGUGUUUGAAAGAAAACCCUCAGGAAAGACCUACAUCUGCCCAGGUUUAUGAUAUUUUGAACUCAGCAAAGCUUAUCUGUUUGAUGAGAUAUAUUUCAAUACGCAGUGCCUUUACAGCAGAGUGCAUGGUUGCUUCUAAUCAAAGCUGCAAGAAGGCAGGGGUCUGGAUAGGUAAUGGAAAUACAAAAAAAGGCCAGGUUUCGUUUAUUGACUUAAAUACAGACGACCAAACUUGUGAGGACAUUGCAGAUGGAAGAAUCUUGUGUUUGGCUUUAGUGACUCUUCCUACAGAGAAAGAAAACUGGGUUGUGGCAGGAACACAGUCUGGUUCCCUGUGGGCAUUUAAUACAGAAGAUGGAAAAAACAAACACCAUCUUCAGAAAAUGUCAGAUUCUGUUACCUGUUUAUACUGCAACUUUUUUUCAAAGCAAAGCAAACAGAAGAAUUUUUUUCUGGUGGGAACAGCUGAUGGCAAAAUAGCAGUUUUUGAAGACCAAGUAGUAAAGUGCAAGGGUGCAGCACCUUUGAAGAUAUUAACUAUAGGGAAUGUCAGCACACCACUUAUGUGCUUAAGUGAAUCCACAUAUGCAUCUGAAAAAAAUAUAGUCUGGGGAAGCUGUGGAACAAAGAUUAUAGCAUUAUCUGGUGAUAUAUCUAUUCAAAAACUGAUUGAGACAAAGACAAGUCAGCUAUUCUGUCACAAGGCUUGCAGUGAUGCAAACAUUAUUUCAAUAGCAGUGGACAAGUCCAUCUACUUGGCUAAGAAAAACAGCCAUUUUGUGGAAGUUUGGGAUAAGAAAACAGAGAAACUUUGUGAACUAAUUGACUGUGCACAUUUUCUAAAGGAGGAAGUGGUGAAACUAAAUAAAGAAUCAAAACAUACAGUGGCUUAUUCUGGAAGAGUGAAGACCAUCUGUCUACAAAAAGAUUCUGCCCUCUGGAUAGGAACAGGGGGAGGAUAUAUCCUGCUGCUUGAUUUAACAACACGUCGUCCUAUACGAAUAAUACACGAUUUUUGUGACUCUGUUCGAGUCAUGCUGACAGCGCAGCUAGGGAGCCUCAAGAACGUCAUGCUGGUUUUGGGGUACUGCUAUAAAUGUAAUGAAGACAACAAACAUCAGAAAGAGCUGCAGUCGUGUAUGUCUGUGUGGGACAUUAAGCUGCCCGAUGAAGUACAAAACCUGAAAAAGCACAUUGAAGUGAGACAGGAAUUAGCAGAAAAAAUGAGAAAUUUUUCUGUGGAUUAA
Messenger RNA from Chrysemys picta bellii (western painted turtle), 5997 nucleotides. The record is from RefSeq and is a predicted model, not a curated record. NCBI's taxonomy places the organism in Eukaryota, Metazoa, Chordata, Testudines, Emydidae.